AUGAAUACAACCCAGUUUGUAGCCUACGACUCGGCUGUUGAUACCUGCCUGAUGCUGAAACCUGAACGUAGCCUGAGCGGCUACAAGUUGCUUGAAGAGAAUAUUAUUACAUUUGUGAAGAACGAGCUGAAGAUGUUCAAGAGGAUUCUUAGUCCAGAACUCCCAGAAGGCUUUGAGAGUCAGAAGCAGGAUAAGGAAGUGGUGGGUGCUGAAGAUGAGAAGCAGGAGAGAAGUGCCAGAGAGGGGGCUCUGAAGAUCACAUUGCACGUCCUGAGGGAAAUGAACCAGAAGGAGCUUGCUGACACACUGGAGAAAUAUGAGCUUGCUGUGAUUUGCCAACGUGAACUCAAAUCUAAUCUAAAGAAGAAGUUUCAAUGUGUAUUUGAGGGGAUCGCUAAACAAGGAAACCCAACACUUCUCAAUAAGAUCUACACAGAGCUCUACAUCACAGAGGGUGGAACAGGAGAGGUCAAUAAUGAACAUGAGCUGAGACAGAUAGAGACAACAACCAGGAAACAAGCAAGACCAGAGACUCCAAUCAAAUGUAACGACAUCUUCAAACCCUUAACUGGACAAGACCAACGUUUCAGAGCUGUGCUGACAAAGGGAGUCGCUGGCAUUGGAAAAACAGUCUCUGUGCAGAAGUUCAUUCUGGACUGGGCUGAAGGAAAAGCAAAUCAGGAUGUAAAAUUUGUAUUUUCAUUUCCUUUUCGGGAGCUGAAUUUGAUGAAAGGAGACAAACACACUUUCAUUGAACUUCUCAAUCACUUCUCAAUGGAAACCAAACAAUCAAGAAUCUCCAACUAUGACAAGUACAAAGUUCUGUUCAUAUUUGAUGGUCUGGAUGAGUGCCGACUGCCCCUAGACUUCCAGAAUAACAAGAUCUGUUGUGACGUCACAGAGUCAACCUCAGUGGAUGUUCUGCUGACAAAUCUCAUCAAGGGAAAUCUGCUUCCUUCUGCUCUCAUCUGGAUAACUACCCGACCUGCAGCAGCCAAUAUUAUCCCUUCAUGGUGUGUUGACCAGGUGACAGAGGUGCGAGGGUUCAAUGACCCACAGAAGGAGGAGUACUUCAGGAAGAGAUUCAGUGAUGAGGACCUGGCCAACAGAAUCAUCUCACACAUAAAGACAUCAAGGAGCCUCCACAUCAUGUGCCACAUUCCAGUCUUCUGUUGGAUUUCUGCAACAGUCCUUGAACACAUGCUGAAACAUAAGAGAGAAGAGAUGCCCAAGACUCUGACUGAGAUGUACACACACCUUGUGGAGUUUCAUACCAAACAGAAGAAUGAAAAGUAUCUUGGGAAAGAAGAGACAGGUCCACACUGGAAUCAGGAGAGCAUUCUGUCACUGGGAAAACUGGCUUUUCAACAGCUUGUGAAGGGCAAUCUGAUUUUCUAUGAAGAAGACCUGAAAGAGGCUGGCAUUGAUGUCAAUGAAGCCUCAGUGUACUCAGGAUUGUGCACACAGCUCUUUAAAGAGGAAUGUGGGCUGUACCAGAACAAGGUGUACUGCUUCGUGCAUUUGAGCAUUCAGGAGUUUCUGGCUGCUGUAUAUGUGUUCCUCUCAUUCAUCAACAACAAUGAGAAUCUAAUGGCCGAACCGCAAUCAACGACCAUUAACUAUUUUGCGCUGAAGCCUGAAGCUACUGUCUACAAGAGUGCUGUGGAUAAAGCCUUACAAAAUGAGACGGGAAACCUGGACCUUUUCCUCCGCUUCCUUCUGGGCCUCUCACUGGAGUCCAAUCAGAAGCACUUACGAGGUCUACUGACAAAGACAAGAAGCAGCUCACAGAGCCAUGAAGAUACAGUCAAGUACAUCAAGAAGAAGAUCAAGGAGAAUCCCUCUCCAGAGAGGAGCAUCAAUCUGUUCCACUGUCUGAAUGAACUGAAUGACCAUUCUCUAGUGGAGGAGGUCCAAAGCUACCUGAGAUUAGGAGGUCUCUCAGAAGCCAAACUCUUACCUGCACAGUGGUCAGCUCUGGUCUUUGUGUUAUUGACUUCAGAAAAGGAGCUGGAUGUGUUUGACCUGAAGAAAUACUCCAGAUCAGAGGAAGGUCUUCUGAGGCUGCUGCCAGUGGUCAAAGCCUCCAGAGCUGCUCUGCUGUCAGGCUGUGGAGUCACAGAGGAAGGCUGUGCUUCUCUGGUCUCAGCUCUGAGGUCAAACCCCUCACACCUGAGAGAGCUGGAUCUGAGUAACAAUGACCUGAAGGAUUCAGGAGUGAAGCUGCUCUCUGCUGGGCUGGGGAAUCCCCACUGUAAAGAACAUGGUGGAGAGAACACAAUGAAACCUGGGCUUAGAAAAUAUGUCUGUGAUCUCACAUUGGACCUAAACACAGUAAACAGACUCAUCUCUCUGUCUGAGGAGAACAGAAAGGUGACAUGUAGGAGAGAGAAGCAGCCAUAUCCUGAUAACCCAGAGAGAUUUGAGGACUGUGAGCAGGUGCUGUGUAGAGAGGGUCUGACUGGGCGCUGUUACUGGGAGGUAGAGUGGAGUGGGAGAGGGGCUGAUAUUGGAGUGACAUACAAAGGAAUCAGCAGGAGAGGAAGGGGUGAUGACUGUUGUCUUGGAUACAAUGACAAGUCCUGGAGUCUGUUCUGCUAUGACAACAGUUACACUGCCUGGCACAAUAAUAAUCUCACUAUAGUAGACGUCCCCUCCUCCAGCUCCCACAGAGUAGGAGUGUAUCUGGACUGGCCAGCCGGCACUCUGUCCUUCUAUAGAGCCUCCUCUGACACACUGACCCACCUGUACACAUUCUACACCACAUUCACUGAGCCCCUCUAUCCAGGGUUUAGGGUUCAUUAUGAUGAAGACUCCUCAGUGUCACUGUAAAUAAUAACCUGACAGACACACACACACACACACACACUGGACACACAGAAUAGACACAUACAAACACUGGACACACAAACACAGGACACACACUGGACACACAAACACACACACUCACACACACACACAGCGGGGACACACACUGACACACACACACUGGACACACAUACACUGGACACACACACACUCACACACAGCGGACACACACAGGACACACACUCUGACACACACACACACACACUGUGUGAUUUUAUGAGAUUUUAUUUGUGUAUGUACCACAGGAGGUUGGUGGGACCUUCAUUUGGGAGGACAGGUUUGUAAUGGCUGGAGGGGAAUAAGUGGAAUGGUAUCAAACACGUAGUUUCCAUGUGUUCCAUUUCAUUCACUCUGUUCCAGACAUUAUUAUGAGCCGUCCUCCCCUCAGCAGCCUCCUCUGGUAUGUACUGUCCUAUAUGUGAGAGAGCUCCAACAAGGAAUUUCAAUUUAUGUAUUACUUUUUAUACCUGCAAAUGGGAAAUAAACUACUUGAACUCCUUAUGAAUGUCUGCAGCCGACUAGGCUGUUGGCGUCUGACAAGAGGUGAAAAUAUUGCAGGAAUAUUCUGCAAAUGUUGAUGAAAACGUCACUCAAUCCACCCAAAACAACAUGUAGUCUUUCCACAAGACUCCCAUGAAGUUAUAGUGUGACGUUAUGAGUUGACGUUAAAGUAACAUUCUCAGAACAUACUGCACUUGUUUUAUACUGUUUUAGUUGUAUCCUCUGUUUAAACAUUUAAUCUCUUACAAUAACACUGUUAAAAUACCAAUGUGAUCAUUUGUUGUCUUUUAUGUUGAAUAACUAAUUGUAUAAUUAUAUAUGGACAUACGCUCCAUAGUUGUACAAGUAUACAAGGAUAUAUUUUACUUUUCAUAAUAAAACAGACUUGAAACAAGAAAACUA
Salmo salar (Atlantic salmon) is the source of this 3771-nucleotide messenger RNA. The record is from RefSeq and is a predicted model, not a curated record. Lineage: Eukaryota; Metazoa; Chordata; Actinopteri; Salmoniformes; Salmonidae.